AGGGUUUGUAUACAUGAACCAGUAUGGCGCGACUUCGAUAACCAAUCAUUUUUGAUUUCAUCCUCCGUCGACCCUUAGCAUUGCACGAGAAAACCCUAGUUUUCUACGAUGGUGAACUGGAGGAUUAGGCAAGAAUGGGAGGAAUACGAUCUCCAAAGCUCAUACGCUGACAAUCCAUGUAUGUUCUCGAUACGAUUGAACUAUGGUGGAGUUUUUACGAAGUUUCCAGGCCGCAAAUACAUAAAGGGGAAGAUGAAAUAUAUUGAUGGCAUUGAUAGUGACUUGUUCUCGGUGCAUGAUAUGGACGAGAUAAUGGAAUUGCUUGAUUGUGUGGAACCAGUUGAGUCAACCCCUGCCUAUAUACCAAGAAUUGAAAGCCCUUUGACUGAACCAAUGAUAGGAAGCACAUGUCCUAAUGUUGAUGGUUGGGAUGAUACAUUUGAAUGGUGUGAACCUUUUGGUGGGACUCCUAUGGAACAAGAUGAACCAAAUAGUGAAAAAGCAGGUGAAGACAGUCAAGCUAGUAAAGACAGUCAUGAUAGUGAUGACACUGAAGAUAGUGAAUACAGUCAAGAUAGCGAUUACAUAGUUGAUGAAGAUAAUUUGUUAGAUGAUCCAGAGGUUGAUAUGAAGAACUUUCACCUCAACAUUGACAAAGAGGUGGAGUGGGUUGGAAGUUUUCCUGAUGAUCGAGAUGAAGCAGUAGAAGGUGAUGAAGAAUUAGAGGUUAUAAACACUGAAGAAUUUGUAUCUGCAUCUUCAUCAGAUGAGGGUGAAGCUAGUAAAAAAAGGAAGAAGAUAAGAGAUUUACGAAGAGCACAUAAGAAUGAAGCAGCUGCUGUCAAAGAUCCAUUUUACAUCCACCAGACUUUUAGCACAGCCAAGGAAGUUAAACAACAAAUUUAUCUUCAUUCCAUACAGAGUAGAAGGGAGUUAGACUUCGUCAAGAAUGACAAAAAUAGGAUUAGAGUGGUUUGCAAAGGGACAAUACCAAACCUUGGGAUAUUAGAAACAGGUGGGACCAGCAAAAGUAAUGACAAAGUGGGACCAAGUCAAAAGAAAAAGAAAGUGAAAGAUGGUUCUAUUCAUAAAUGCCCAUGGGUCCUACUAGUGAGUAAGUGGAAAAAAGACAUUAACUGGACUGUUAAGACCUAUGAAAAGCAACAUACGUGCCUUCAAACAAGGAAAAUUAGGGCAUGUAACUACAAGUUUCUCUCUGAACAGAUUGUUGACACAGUGGAGGCAAACCCAGAAAUACCACUUAGAGCAUUACGUGAGAUGCUUGAGAAGAAAUACCAACUUGGAUUGUCAGACAUGAAAGUUCAUAGGGCGAAAACGAAAGCCCUGGAAUCAAUUAGGGGAGAUUUUGCUGCUCAGUACUCAUGUCUAAGAGACUACUUACAGGAGGUGCAGAGUAGAAAUCCAAACACCACAGUCAAACUUCAAGUGCAAAGUGAACCAUGUUAUGCAUCUGAGACCAGGGUAUUUGAACGAGUAUACAUUUGUCUUGGUCCACUGAAAAGUGGAUUUGCAGCAGGGAAAAGAGAUUUACUAGGGCUUGAUGGUGCAUUCAUGAAGGGUCCAUACCAUGGUAUGAUCCUGACAGCAGUGGGUUUAGAUGGGAACAAUUGCACAUACCCUUUGGCAUAUGCAGUUGUUGAAGCAGAGAACUUUAAUUCAUGGACCUGACCAAAAAAAAAGAGAAGAAGAUCUGCAACAGAAGAUGAUGGAGUGUCCACAAAAUGGAAAUCUGUAACAUGCACAAAAUGUGGAAAUGUGGGCCAUAAUGGAAGGACCUGCAAGGGACAAUCACAGACUGGGAAUGGAACAGGAGAAGGUGCAGCAGGGAAUACAACAGGAGAAGGUGCAGCAGGUAGCAGUGGUGGUGUACAAAAUGGAGUUGGGAACAAAGGAAAAAGCCCCAUGCUUUGA
Molecule: messenger RNA, 1932 nt
Organism: Lactuca saligna
Lineage: Eukaryota; Viridiplantae; Streptophyta; Magnoliopsida; Asterales; Asteraceae
Source: the annotation of a GenBank genome assembly